AUCAUUCCAGUUGUGUGGUACAGCAAGUUUGUUUUAAAGUAGGAAGCUAUCUUAUCUCUUUUUAAUUGCUUUAUUUUUUAUUAUCUGGGGUCCGUAUAUGAAGGGGUCAGUCUGACAAAACAAGAGUCUUGUUCUUGAUCAUUCGUGCGUGAAGAUCAAGAAGCCGGACCAUGGACCCGAUUAUGCUUACGGUUGCCCUUGCGGUGCUCUUCGUAGCUCUUAUUUACCACUGGGCCACUCGCAAUUUCAACUAUUGGAAGGAUAGGGAGAUCGAGUUCAUCCCACCUGUGCCCUUCUUGGGCUCGAUAUGGUCUGUAUUGACCCUGCGUGAGCACAUGGGACAGUUCUUCUGGCGCAUGUAUGACAAGUACAAGGGUGAUCAUCAAUUUGUCGGAUACUUCCAGAGUAAUUCCCCUGGACUUAUUGUGACGGAUCCAGAGCUUGUAAGAAGUAUCAUGAUUAAGGAUUUCUCACAUUUUGUCGAUCAUGGUUUUGAGAUUGAUGAAGAAGUUGACCCAAUGCAGUCGAGAAAUUUAUUCAACAUGGAAGGCCAGAAGUGGAAGGAUAUGAGAAGCAAACUGUCGCCGACCUUCACCUCUGGAAAGAUAAAAGGAUUAUUCCCUCUCGUUGAAACUUGCGCCAAAAACUUUGAAAAUUAUAUGCGCGACCACCAGAGAGAGAAUAUUAAUAUUAAAGAUUUACUGGCAAGAUACACAACAGAUAUAAUAGGUUCUUGUGCCUUUGGGCUGCCAGUGGACUCAAUUAAAAAUCCAGAGGAUAAAUUCAGAGUCAUGGGAAGGAAGAUUUUUGAUAUCGACUUGAUUCAGGGCUUAAAAAAUGCGUGCAUUUUCUUCCUGCCCAAAGUUACAAAAUUUUUUAGGUUUACCUUUUUCCCUAUGGAAGUGACUCAAUUCUUCCGCAAGUUGGUUAAAGACAUUAUUGACCAGAGGAAAAAGAGUGGAAACACGCGGAAGGAUUUCAUGCAACUUCUAAUUCAGCUCAAGGAGCACGGAAAAGUUGCUGUAGAAGAGGGCGAAACGGAGGAGUUGGAAACGCAUGAACCAAGCUCCAUUGAAAAUCUGACCGACGACGACAUUGUGGCCCAAGCGGUUGUUUUCUUCAUUGCUGGCUUCGAAACGUCCUCUUCGAUGCUGACCUUUGGUAUAAUGGAAAUGGCUCGGCACCCAGACGUUCAGCAAAGAGCUCGGGAUAACAUUGAAGAAGUUUUGUCCAGGCAUGGUGGAAAAUUGAGUUAUCAAGCGCUGCAGGAAAUGACAUAUCUUGAUUGGAUUAUUCAAGAGGCACUUCGCAUGUUUCCUCCUCUGCCCAUCAUGAACAGAGUGUGCACAAAAAACUAUGUCAUUCCCGGCACAAAGACCUUGAUGGAGAAGGGUACUUUGGUGGUGAUUCCCACUUGGGCUAUGCAAAACGACCCCAAGUACUUUGAAAAUCCGAGAGACUUUUACCCUGACCGGUACGAGGACGAGAAUUUGCUGAAAAACAACUUUGUCUACAUGCCGUUUGGAGAAGGACCGCGCCAGUGUAUUGGAAUGCGUUUUGCUAAAAUGCAGUCGAAACUUGGUCUGUACUCGAUUCUGCGCCACUUUGAAAUAUUGGAAAGCCCGAAAACUGCAUACCCGCCUGUUUGGGACCCCAAGCUGUUCCUUCUGUCAGCCACAAACGAUAUCUUCAUUCAAUUGAAAUCAAUUUGAGUUUUAUAAAUUCUCUUUAAAAUUUUUUCCAAAUCAGGAAUAAUUAUGUGGUUGUUGGUCCAAUCUUUUGAUAUUUUUUCAAACAAUAUAUUAUUUCAACUGA
Molecule: messenger RNA, 1815 nt
Organism: Neocloeon triangulifer
Lineage: Eukaryota; Metazoa; Arthropoda; Insecta; Ephemeroptera; Baetidae
Product: cytochrome P450 6a2-like
Exons: 8
Coding region: 171-1712 (513 amino acids)
Molecular function (GO): monooxygenase activity; heme binding; oxidoreductase activity, acting on paired donors, with incorporation or reduction of molecular oxygen
Source: RefSeq, a predicted model, not a curated record